Molecule: messenger RNA, 4927 nt
Organism: Leopardus geoffroyi (Geoffroy's cat)
Lineage: Eukaryota; Metazoa; Chordata; Mammalia; Carnivora; Felidae
Gene: LRCH1
Product: leucine rich repeats and calponin homology domain containing 1
Exons: 20
Coding region: 290-2497 (735 amino acids)
Molecular function (GO): protein binding
Source: RefSeq, a predicted model, not a curated record
GGGAGCAAGGGCGGGAGGAGACACAUGCGCGCUGCCUGCCGCCGCCGCCGCCGCCGCCGCCGCAGUCCUUAGCUUCCCGGGGACAGGAAACCUUCGAGACCGAGCUGCCACUGCCGCCUCCCCGACUGCCCCGGUUCGGCGCGCCUGCCACACCCUCCUCCCCUCUUCCACGAUCUUUCGGUGGGGCACUGCAGGGACUCGGCCCGCGCUGCCGUCUCCCCCUCCCGGGGGAGCGCUGUGACCCCCCCCGCAGGAGCGGCGGGGCGGGGUGGGGGGGGCCCGGGAGAAGAUGGCGACGCCGGGAAGCGAACCCCAACCUUUCGUCCCUGCCCUCUCGGUGGCUCCUCUGCACCCACAUCAUCAUCCCCACCACCAUCCCCACCACCAUCAGCACCACGGAGGAACGGGAGCCAACAGCGGGGUCGGGGGAGGAGGCGGCGGCGGCGGCGGCAGCGGGGGCUUCAACCUGCCCUUGAACCGGGGGCUGGAGCGCGCGCUGGAGGAAGCGGCCAAUUCCGGGGGGUUGAACCUCAGCGCCAGGAAAUUGAAGGAAUUUCCCCGGACCGCGGCCCCCGGGCACGACCUCUCGGACACGGUGCAGGCAGAUUUAUCUAAAAACCGACUGGUCGAAGUCCCAAUGGAAUUGUGCCAUUUUGUAUCACUGGAAAUUCUUAAUCUGUAUCAUAAUUGCAUCAGAGUCAUUCCUGAGGCCAUCAUUAAUCUGCAGAUGCUGACUUACUUAAACUUGAGUCGAAAUCAGCUGUCUGCCCUGCCUGCCUGCCUGUGUGGUCUGCCUCUCAAAGUCUUAAUCGCAAGUAACAACAAACUUGGAUCGCUGCCAGAAGAGAUAGGUCAGCUCAAACAGUUAAUGGAGUUGGACGUCAGCUGCAACGAGAUCACAGCCCUCCCCCAGCAGAUAGGUCAGUUGAAAGCUCUACGGGAACUGAAUGUCAGAAGAAAUUACCUUAAAGUCUUACCACAAGAACUAGUAGAACUUCCCUUGGUAAAGUUUGACUUUUCCUGCAAUAAAGUGCUCGUGAUUCCCAUUUGUUUUAGAGAGAUGAAACGGCUGCAGGUAUUACUACUUGAGAACAACCCUUUGCAGUCUCCUCCAGCACAGAUUUGCACAAAGGGCAAAGUGCACAUAUUCAAGUAUCUGAGCAUACAAGCAUGUCAGAUGAAGACAACCGACUCCCUCUAUCUCCACACGAUGGAGAGGCCACAUUUACACCAGCACGUGGAGGACAGCAAGAAGGAUUCUGAUUCGGGCGUUGGAAGUGAUAAUGGAGACAAGCGUUUAUCUGCUACAGAGCCUUCUGAUGAAGACACGGUUAGCCUCAACGUGCCAAUGUCAAAUAUCAUGGAAGAAGAACAGAUCAUCAAGGAGGACUCGUGCCAUCGCCUUAGCCCAGUUAAAGGGGACUUUCAUCAGGAAUUUCAACCAGAGCCUUCCCUUCUGGGGGACAAUGACAACUCAGGAGAAGAAAGAGACCAAUUUACUGAUGGAAGAGAUGUUCUCCGUUCAGAAUUUAUAACGUAUAUUAAGGAUAGGGCUGAGGACUGUGAAGAACUGUUACGGAUAGAAGAGGACACGCACUGGCAACCUGAGGGAAUAAUAAGUUCAUCCAAAGACCAGGAUGUGGAUAUGGCGAUGAUCGAACAGCUGAGAGAAGCGGUAGAUUUGCUGCAAGAUCCCAACAGAUUAAGCACAGAUGUUUCAGAGAGAAAUGUUGUAAACUUUUAUCCUGUGGAAUCAGCAGAAGCCUUAGACUUACAAGAUUCUGCACUAAAUGGUCAAAUACAGCUGGAGACCUCUCCCGUUUGUGAGGUGCAAAAUGACCUAACAUUACAGAGUAAUGGGAGCGAGUAUUCUCCAAAUGAGAUUAGAGCCAACUCCCCUGCCAUCUCUCCUACCGCCAACAGCACGGGGCCGUUUGGCCUGAAGCCUCGAUCAGACCCAGCCCUCACUCUUCCUCCUAUCUCCUUCAACAAACUUACACAGGCACAAACAUGGGACAGCUCUAGCUACAGUGUUCCAUCUGAAGGAGACAGUGACAAUGUGUUUCUGAGACCUCAGAGAAAUUUGGAAUCUAUAGACCCACAGUUUACAAUUCGGAGGAAAAUGGAGCAGAUGAGAGAAGAGAAGGAAUUGGUGGAACAUCUCCGCGAGAGCAUCGAGAUGAGACUCAAGGUCAGCCUGCAUGAAGACCUGGGGGCCGCACUCAUGGAUGGCGUGGUCCUCUGUCACCUGGUCAAUCACAUCCGCCCGCGCUCCGUCGCAAGCAUCCAUGUCCCGUCACCAGCAGUUCCCAAACUUAGCAUGGCCAAAUGCAGAAGAAAUGUGGAAAACUUUUUGGAAGCCUGUCGAAAAUUAGGAGUACCAGAGGAAAAACUGUGUCUACCCCAUCACAUCCUUGAAGAGAAAGGCCUGGUCAAAGUGGGCAUUACUGUUCAAGCAUUACUAGAUGUAACGGUAACGAAGUCUCUGUUCACAUGAAACCAGCUCCUCUCCUUUGGGUCGGUUCAGACUCAUCUCUCGUCAGAGAUCCUGAACUCUGCUCUCAGCACCUGUUCCUCCUACCCUCCCACUCACUACCUGUCAGUUCCCUGGCUCUAGUUGCAUUGAAGGGAGGACAUAAGGGAAGAUGUUUCUGCCUUUCAGAACUGACCUCCACUGUUAAGAUAUGAGAGAGAUUUACCUUAAAGCCAGUGAGGGAGCUGUCUGUGAAGAACUGAGCAGCACAUCGAUGCCUUUUACAACCUCCUUCCAUCCCUACGCUCACCUACUGCCAUUACCGAAACACCAAGCACAACCGUUUUUGCAACAAGACGCAUUUGUUUUAUUCAAACCAAACUUCUUGUGUAUUUGGUGGGGGGAGGGGGGGGAACUCAAUCAGGUUUUUCACCACCAAAUUUUUCAAGACGUUUCUUGAGACCAUUGCCUUUUAAAAAACUAUUUUCGACAUACAAAAUAUUUAUAUAAAUAUUAUUUAUUAGUGAGUUGUUAUUUCAUCCUUUGGAUGCAAAUUGUAAAUUAGGAAACUAUUUUAUUACUGCUUUUUUGUGGUUAAACACUUUAUUUUAAUAUUAUAAAUACUGAAUUAUUUUCUAUGCUCUUUGGUGUGCAGUAGUUGUAGGUCUCAGUAAUCACGUUUUCUGGUGUUUGUGACUCAGAAACAAACAAACAAAAAAAUGAAGCCAAAAAACAGGUGCUUCUGUGACAAGAACUGUUUUCCGGGGAGGCAUUAUUUCCACUUCGGUUCAUCGAACAUUGGUUUUAUUUAUAUUCCUGCAUUCCAUCCAGUUUCCUACAUUCCAGCAGCCCUGUUGUCCUCUCAUGUAACGAACUGACUGAAAUCGAGAGAGCACCCCAAAGUUAUCUGUAAAUAGCUGUGAUGGAAAAAAAAAAGGCACAUUAAACUUGAAGAUGAAAUGUGAACAGUUAUUUUUUUGGAUUCAGACUUAUUUUGCUAUGCACAAAACAUUCACGUUUUUAACACAGAGAAGUAGUAAGUGUUAGCAUCGUGCGUCUUGAAGUAUAAUUUUGCACUGUAACUUGGGUAAUGAAAGAAAGUCUAACGCCAAAGGUAAAUAAUCAGGAAAUGUCAUCGGAAGGUGGAGGUAAUAAAAAGAUGUAUUGUUUAACCAAAAAGCUUCUUGAAGGACGGCUCUGACUGAGUGAGGCAGAAUUACGCACGGCACGUAGGGCCCAGAUCAGGAAACCAGCACUUCUUACCACUGCCAGUCUUAAGGGAGGAAACGAUUGUGAGAAAAGCAGGCGUGCUGACUUUAUUGUAAUUUAGUUGGCGGCUUCCAGAAAACGCUGCAGGAUUCACGGUCUCUGGUGUGAAACCGCGGAAGUGAGUUAGCGAGUUGGUGGGGCAGCCGCAUGAACACCCAGGCAGGCUCCGGAGAAGGUUAGGUAAGUGGCGUUUGGAGACGGAGUAGCUUAGGAAGGAGUGGAAAGUAAGUUCGAUCAAAGCACGACUAGAGAAGAGCCAGCGAAGGCAAGGGAGCUGUGUUGGUUGGAGAGAUUCACACAAGGCUUAACAGACACAACCACCUAUUUGAGGCCGUUACGUGCACGUGCACUCGCCCAUCCCAGCCCUUCAUCUUCCGAAGUCUCGUGGAGGCUGACUGCAGCUUCGCCUCCGUGAAAAGCCAUUGUAAGUUUUUAGAGCGGCGGCAGCCACAAUUCACAAGACAAAUACGAGGGUGAACACAGAGCAGAGGAUACCGGGGCGAUGGUGUGCAUUGAACCGCGGACUGACUGCCGUCAGUCAAUGCCAGCAUCUGCCGUGGGCAGGAUGGAGGGGUUACUGAAAAUGGUCGUUUGCAUUGGCAGCUAGCGGUUAUUUCCUGUCAAAUAAAUGUACUGUGCACUUUAAGCUAACUUAAAAGAUGUUUUAAUAUUUUCCUGUACUGCACAAAUACCUGUUUUAUCGAAUAGCAUAAUGAUGUAAAAAAGACGUUUUGGAGCGUAUUCAAUGUAAACAACAGGCCAAGGUUGAUACAGAAAUAGGAACUUAGUUUGCUGCACCUUGACGGGCAUUCAGAAUGCAGGGUCCUGAGAUAUUUUUUUACGUGUAUAUAUUGGCAACAUGAAGCUCUGUAAUCCUUGUUCUGAGAGGGGUUUUUUUUUUUUCCCCCAAAAUUAAAAUAUUUCUUUGGAUAUUCAUCUUCGGUAUUUUUCUUAAAGUUGGCUGUAUAAUACAAAUGGCUUCAAUACUUUGUGCAAUGGCUUUUUUUCUUUCUCGUGCAGUCCUUGUAUGGCUAAGACGUCUUUGAGAUCCUUGUACACUGUUUAUAUGUGCAAUAAAAUGUGCGUGGCCAGCUGAGAGUCCCUAAGUGGACAGAAUGUACAUAGUGCGAAUAUCCUCUCUUUUAUUAUUUAACAGUCAUUAAAACUUUGAAUUUGUACAAACCA